Molecule: messenger RNA, 2269 nt
Organism: Ruditapes philippinarum (Manila clam)
Lineage: Eukaryota; Metazoa; Mollusca; Bivalvia; Venerida; Veneridae
Exons: 4
Coding region: 131-1387 (418 amino acids)
Source: RefSeq, a predicted model, not a curated record
UCACUCCCAACCCUUGAUAUUGUGCUAAAAUGGACUGUUCCAUAGUAAUGUAUUUCUAAAUUUAGCAACGUUUAUUGCGAGGGAUAGUAAUUGCUGCUGACCAUUUUCACGGUGAACUCAGGAUUGUAAGAUGUCGUUAAUUAAUAAGAAAGAGUUACAAGAACAGUUUUUGUUAGAGAACAGGUAUGGCUUAAAAAGUAGAUCAGACCAAGAAAUGCCAUGGCCGCGCAAUACAAUACUUCUCUAUUGCUUGAAGACUUACGAGGCACCAAAUUCUGCAGCUGUACAAGGUAAACCACGACCAGGAUGCUCUUGCAAAACUGAAAAUUUGCCAGUCUGGUAUAGAUUAGAUAAUGAGUCAAGGAACUACAAGCUCGAGAACGGAGAAACGAAAGAAGUAGAUGCUGUACAUGCCGAGGUAAAAAUGGCGAAGCAAGUUAUAGCUGAGUUGGGCAAGAUGGAUCCAAAACCUAGAAAAAUAGAUGUAGCGUUAGUAGGAAGUUAUUCCCCUUGCAACGAUUGUGCUGAUGUUCUGAUUGACUUGAAGAAAUAUGUGCAAGAUGGUAUGAAUAUUAUUUGUAAUAUUAAAGUGAAGUUUUCUAGCUUUUAUAAUUGUCACCUUUCCGACAAAAGCAACAAUUUACCAGGAUUAUGUAAACUCCUGAAGAAUUCAAUAUCUUUGGAGACAUUUAGUGGCGCGGACGACUGGAAUUGGUUUCUUAAAAGCGUCUUGAAAAUGUCUGUUGACAUUGAUUCGUUGAUUGGCUUGUCUGAUGGACGAAAGGAACGCGAGGCAGUUGACGAUGAAAUACUGCACGGCAUAAAGUUUCAUAUGGAGACAGACGGCCGACCCAUGAGUGUACCAUUUGGCAUUGGUAAUUCGGCUACCUUGAAAGACGCACAGUUUGCAGUGAAAGACACCAAACGUAACAUUGCUGGAGCAGUUAAUGCAGCUGCCAAUCGACUUAAGAACUUGGAUAUUGAUAUUAAAACUAAUAAUGAAAAUGCGUCUGAGGACGCCAGUAUAUCUAUUUGUAUUCCAUCAGUAUAUGCCACUCUUGAACAACUAUCAAAACCAGGUUUCAUACGAAGAGCAACGAAGAGAGGUAAUAACGAGAGUAAUGAACAACAACAACAAGAUAAGACUCAGAGGGACAAUGGUCAUGAGGAAAACUACAGACAAAGGAGAGGUAAUCGGGGGAAUGGUAACAGGUAUUCUGGAAAUCGACAAAGACGAGCACAUGGGUACAGGGGACAAGAGCAGAUAGUGGACAAUUAUGAUGAAGUAGAUAACGGACAAUUUGUGGGUUACCAACAAAAUUACCGGCACCAAGGUAGAUCAAACAGACAUCACCCUAUGUGCUAUGAUCAAGACUUUGGUUAUUGACUAAGAAAUAUAGUCAUUUAGUGAACAUGAAUUCAACUUGUGUCAUAUCAAGAGAUCAAAGGGAAACAUAGUGGAUAAUUUAGAUUGUUGAUUACACGCAUAGAAAUGAGGAGAGACUUCUUUUCUGUCAUUACUUUUUAAUGCAUAUACAAUAUAAAUGAAAGAAAUUAAUAUUGCCUAAUAUGUGUCCGUGCCUUGCUGAAAGAGAAAACGUAUUAUUCGAUGUCCUUCACAGGUUAUCUUUAUUGUUUGUGUUGGUUUUUUUUGUUACGGGGUCCAGAGAAUGGUCACAUAUCAGUAUUAUGUAGUAUUAUUUGUUGCUUUAAUUUUGUUUUAUUAUUCACUUGAUUAAUAUUUGUUAUCGUUUAGUAUUAUUGUUGGUGUAAUGUUUCUUUAUGUAUGUAAAUAAAUUUCAGUUAUUUUGCAGUAAACUGUUGUUUUAAUAGUCUAAUCAAGAAAUCUUUAAUAGACAUGACAUUUGCGCUAUACAUCGGUCAUUAUUUAGGUACAUUAAGUUUUUAUAAAGUUCAAAAGUACCUCUUGGACUAGUUUUCUUCCGCUCGAGGUAACAACAAGUUUGACCUAUUAAUACCGUAUAAAUGAUUCUGCAUAUCGUGAAUAAUUAACCUUUACAAUAUGUUAAUAUAAAAUAGUGAAUCCUAUUACAUGUAUGUUCCCGGUCUUCUGUGAAGUUGUAAAAUUUGAACAUUUUAACAACCGUUUUUUUUUCAGUCAGCGAAUAUUGAAAACUAAAUAGGUUUUGAUAAAACCUAGAUAUUUCUUGCCGGCGUUAACUUGUAAAAACUUAGACAACAUCUCAUAUAACAAAUGACAAGAUUAUUAUCAACAAAUCGGUUACGUAUAUUUAGAAAACAAGCCAUG